AGAGGGAUUUGGCUUUCUUUGGGCUCACCACUCUCCAGCUACUCCUUUAUUUUAAACUUUGUCCCAGCUGCUACUAGUCCUCUUCAUUUUCUUUGUUGCUCUCUUGACCCGAACACAAGAAUGUCUUUCCAGACCAUCUGCCAAGGCUCCAAGGGGAGCAGAAGGGGUUACAGCUCAUGCUCUGCUUUUGGUGGCGGCACCGGAGGUGGAAUCAGGCGUAGCUAUUCUUCAUGCAGGGGAUAUGGUGGUGGUAUGAGAGGCCAGUAUGGUAGCAGGAGUCUCCAUAACUAUGGUGGAGUUACAAGGAUUUCCUAUGGAUCUGGCUAUGGAGGGGGCGUCUGUGGGGGAUAUGGUGGUGGCUAUGGAGGAAUAGGUGGAGGCUAUGGAGGAAUAGGAGGUAGCUGUGGAGGAAUGGGAGGUGGCUAUGGAGGAAUAGGGGGUGGUUACGGAGGAAUGGGAGGUGGUUACGGAGGAAUGGGAGGUGGUUAUGGAGGAAUGGGAGGUGGGUUAGGUGGUAGAGGAUUCGGCGGCCUUGGAUCUGGAGGUAUUGGCAGUGUCCAAGUGGAUCCAAAUCUUCUGCGACCGGUCCGGGUAGAUAUUGACCCCCAAAUACAGCAAGUAAAAAAUCAAGAGAAGGAGCAGAUCAAAGUCCUCAACAAUCAGUUUGCUUCCUUCAUUGAUAAGGUUCGCUUUCUGGAGCAACAAAACAAGGUAUUGCAAACCAAAUGGCAAAUCCUCCAACAACAAUCACAAGGCAUUGGCCCAACUAUGAAUCUGGAUGCCCAGUUCCAGCAAUUCCUGAAUAGCUUGAGGAAUCAGAUUGAAAAUAUCCGCAGCCAGAAAGGACAGCUGGCCACAGAACUCCAAAGUAUGCAGCAUUACGUGGAAGACUUCAAGAACAAGUAUGAAGAGGAGAUCAACAGACGCACAACAGCUGAGAAUGAUUUUGUUGUGCUGAAAAAGGAUGUGGAUUGUUCCUAUUUGUCCAAGAGCAACUUGGAAGUAAGAGUUGGUGCUUUGGCUGAGCAGAUUAACUUCCUGAGAAAGAUCUUUGAUGUGGAAAUCUCUCAGUACCAGACUGGAGGCCAAGACACCUCAGUAGUAGUGAGCAUGGAUAAUAAUACCCACUUGAAUUUGGAAGGUAUUAUCGAUGAAGUAAGGAGCCAGUAUGAAGAGAUUGCUCGCAGUAGCCGAGCUGAGGCUGAGUCUUGGUAUCACUCCCAGUUUGAAGCUCUGCAGCACACAGCAGGACGGCAUGGUGACAAUCUGCGCAACACCAGGCAGGAGAUUCAGGAGUUGACUAGGAACAUCCAGAGACUGCGUUCAGAAAUUGAGCAUGUCAAGAAGCAGUGUGCUAAAUUGCAGUCGGACAUCGCUGAAGUCGAGGAACGUGGUGAACUGGCUCUCCGAGAUGCGAAGCAAAAACUGCAUGAUUUGGAAUGCGCCUUGGCGAAAGACAAGGAAGAACUGGCUCGCCUCCUGAAAGAGUACCAAGAGCUGCUAAACGUCAAGCUUGCUCUGGAUAUCGAAAUUGCCAUGUACAGGAAACUGCUGGAAGGAGAAGAGAGCAGGCUUUGUGGCUCAGGAUCUCAAGUCCAUGUCUCUGUGCGGCGUGGUAGCAUUGGAGGUGGAAUUGGCGGUGGCAUUGGCGGCGGCAUUGGCGGCGGACUGGGAGGUGGCAUUUGUGGCGGCAUUGGAAGUGGUGUUGUCGGUAGCAUCGGCGGAGGGAGCUGUGGCUAUGGAAGUGGAGGCUAUGGUGGCAUUAUAAGUGGUGGAGGGGCUGGCGGCUCUGUCUGUGGAGGAGGAGGUGGAUUCUCUCACGGCUCAGGAAGUGGUUCCAGCACUGUCAUCCGAAGAACCACCACGUCCAGCUCGUGCACCAAAUCAAGCGGAAGAUAUUAGGCAUCUCUCCCGGCCCCCCACAAAGGAAAGGAACAUCUUUUAGCUGCUUGUGUAAACGCAACUCUUUCAACCCCAUUCUGGCAACUCAAAAAAGAACAAAUGGUGUCUUCUAAAGCCCAAGAUCUGGUCUCUAUUUACCUCCCAGAGGAAAUCUGCAACCAGUCCCCGCCGAGGAGGUCAUCAUCCAUCUCACUUCUAUUGCUUUCGAUGACCAGUCAUGAAAUGGUAACCAAAUUCCAUUUUAGGACAUCCAAGAGAGAAAUGCUUGAAAGAAAGGGGAGAUGAAUCAACUAUGAAUCUGGGUUUUGCUUCCUUAAGUAUGCUGUACAUAUUUGGCCUAGUUGAUGGCUGCCAAAUAGUGAUGUGCAUGAAAGAGAGCUUUCCUGCCUGGAGUCUUCUUCCGACCAAUGGUUCUCUUCAGUCUUGCUAUAGUUCCCUGCUUCAUUAAGGAGAUCAUUUGUUUUCACUGUAUAUGUCUAGGUCAAUGUUAGGCAGGUCAAACUUGUACUGAUAAGUUAAAUGCCAAUGUUCUCAAACCACCAUCGCAUUUCCACUCAACAGUUGAGUUUGCAGAAAGACAGGGUCCUGCAGAAUCCUGAACAAGCAACAAUUCAUGGUUAGGAAAUCAGGAAUUGAGGACUGUGCUGUGAAAACAUUCAAUCUUGUGCCAGUUUUGUGGAUUAUGUUGCACCUAUCUUCAUUUCUUAGGCUUUCUUUCCCAUUUUCUUAGAAGCUGAUCAUUUUCAAUAAACUGCAGUCAAGUUAGAUGUUGUCUCAUUUUU
Molecule: messenger RNA, 2684 nt
Organism: Notechis scutatus (mainland tiger snake)
Lineage: Eukaryota; Metazoa; Chordata; Lepidosauria; Squamata; Elapidae
Product: keratin, type II cytoskeletal 7-like
Biological process (GO): intermediate filament organization; keratinization
Cellular component (GO): keratin filament
Molecular function (GO): structural constituent of skin epidermis
Source: RefSeq, a predicted model, not a curated record